This is a messenger RNA of Grosmannia clavigera kw1407, 990 nucleotides long. RefSeq names its product umta methyltransferase family protein. The record is from RefSeq and is a predicted model, not a curated record. The transcript is spliced from 6 exons. NCBI's taxonomy places the organism in Eukaryota, Fungi, Ascomycota, Sordariomycetes, Ophiostomatales, Ophiostomataceae. Gene Ontology annotation, molecular function: methyltransferase activity. Bases 1 to 990 code for a protein of 329 amino acids.
AUGACCGACGUACCUACCACGAGCGCGACUUUGGCUAUGGCCUUGAGUCCGAUUCCAGUCGCCGUUGCACAAGGCACCACUGAAGAGGAGGAGGCAAUUCAGGUUGAUGACGAACGUGACGAUGACCCGGGUUACGAUGACGGUUCUUCAUUUCAGGUCCGUCCUCUGAACCGACGACACCACAUCUACCGGCUAGUUCUUAACGGCGAACUCCACCUAGCACCUAUCGGCGAACACCCUCAGCGCGUUCUUGAUUUAGGCACUGGCACCGGCAUUUGGUCUAUGGACUUUGCUGAUCAGUACCCAUCCGCAGAAGUUAUCGGUACAGAUCUAAGCCCCAUUCAGCCUCGGUGGACCCCUCCUAAUUGCACCUUCGAGGUGGAUGACUUCGAAGAGGAAUGGGUAUACCGUAGAAAGUUUGAUUACAUCCAUGCCCGUGAAUUAGGAGGUUGUAUAGGCGAUGCCAACCAGCUAUUCCGCCGGGCUUUCGAAAACCUAACUUCAGGCGGACACUUUGAAAUACAGACUGUCUACGCAAAAUUUCUCUCUUAUGACGGCACGGAUAAACAGGCGAAAGAUGCGCAGUUUUGGAUGGAAAAUAUUUGUGCUGGCGCAAGAAAGUUUGGGAAGCCCCUUGAUUCGACACCGGAGUGGCUUGAGAAAAUCAAAGCAGCGGGCUUUAUUGAUGUCCAGCAGGAUAUUCGGAUAGUAUGUGAAAAAUUCCUCUUUACGGACCCGACAGUACUAAUACGCCUGAAGAUUCCAAUAGGUGCUUGGCCUAAAGACGCACAUCUAAAAGAGAUCGGCAGAUACCAGAUCGUUCAGGAGAAGAAAGUCAUCGAUUCAUACACACCGGGAAUAUUUUGUAACAUUCUUGGCUGGACGCAGGAUGAGAUUGCUGUUCUUAUUGCUAAGGUGAAGAAGGACCUCGAAACCCCGGAAAACCAUCUGUAUCUCCCUGUCUAUUUCAUUUGGGGCAAGAAGCCAUGA